AUGACAACACCAGCUGGGCAAGGCUAUCAUGGCAGUGGUUAUGGAUUCUUGGGCUGUGAGUGUUUGCUCAAACCAGGUUGUGAUGUACAGACUGUGAUGUACAGAGUGUUGGAGUUUGGAGUAGUCUCUGGCCCUGUGGCAAUGGUGGAGGUGCCAGAGUGGGGCCUUGGGGCCCAGGUGCAGCACUGGAGUCCUGGAGAUGGUGUCCUGGGUCUGGGUGGAGGGGAGAGAACGGGGCAAGGAAAACACCUUAGACUAAUUUCUGAUUCUACUCUGCCCAAAUCAAAGCGAAGUGAAGCUCAGUAUGUCGCUAUCCAGAACCUCCACUCUUUCAACCCCUUUACUGAUGCAAGUAAGGGUGAUGACCUGCUUCCUGCUGCCACUGAGGAUUAUAUCUAUUUAAGAAUUCAACAGAGAAAUGGCAGGAAGACCCUUACUACUGUUCAAGGGAUCGCUGAUUACUAUGAAAAGAAAUUAGUGAAGGCAUUUAAGAAGAAAUUUACCUGCAAUGGUACUGUAAUUGAACAUCAAGAAUAUGGAGAAGUAAUUCAGCUACAGGGUGACCAGCGCAAGAACAUAUGCCAGUUCCUUGUAGAAAUUGGACUGGCGAAGGACGAUCAGCUGAAGGUUCAUGGGUUUUAAGUGCUUGUGGCUCACUGAAGCUUAAGUGAGGAUUUCCUUGCAAUGAGUAGAAUUUCCCCUCUGUCCCUUGUCACAAGUUUAAAAACCUCACAGCUUGUGUAAUGUAACCAUUUGGGGUCUGCUUUUAACUUGGACUAGUGUAACUCCUUCAUUCAAUAAACUGAAAAGAGCCAAAAAA
Molecule: messenger RNA, 820 nt
Organism: Nycticebus coucang (slow loris)
Lineage: Eukaryota; Metazoa; Chordata; Mammalia; Primates; Lorisidae
Product: eukaryotic translation initiation factor 1-like
Exons: 3
Coding region: 1-642 (213 amino acids)
Biological process (GO): translational initiation
Cellular component (GO): eukaryotic 43S preinitiation complex
Molecular function (GO): RNA binding; ribosomal small subunit binding; translation initiation factor activity
Source: RefSeq, a predicted model, not a curated record